GCUGGAAAACUGGCGGCCAGCCGGAAAGAUUGCAAGAGGAACCUGGAGAUGCAGAUGGAAAGGGCUCAUCUGAUGGGACAGGAGCAAGUCAAACUGCAUGGGGAUUCGGUGGAAGGGCAGAGCGUGUGGUCAGGGUUCCAAGACACCUGGCUGCAGAGUCCAAGCAAGGCUGCCCUCCCAGAGCAGAGGCGGGGCGUCCGGGUAGCCGUGCAGCAGCUGCAGCAGGAGAAGGGUGGCCUGAGCUGGACGCACGGACAGCCUCAGGCCCUGGAGAUGCUGUUCCAGGAGUGCCAGGCUCUCCAGGCCCAGCUCCGACAGUCUAAGGCAUUGACCCAGGAGCCAGAAAGGGAGGACGCUCUUCAAGCUGAGCGGCACCCGUGGGAGCAGUUGAGGCAAGCAGCGGCUUCUGUCCAUAUGCUGGAAAACAGCCGGGAUCUCUAUAAGAAGAAGUACCGAGCGGCUCUGGGCCGAGUUGGUGAGCUAGAGAGCCAGGUGCUUCGUCUGCAAGAAGAGGUGGUCAAUCUUUGGAGCAGCGGCCAAGCAGCGGGCAGCCUUGGGCAGCUGAGUGCUCGGGAGAUGGGCUGGGCGAUGCAGCUCACAGGCCAGCAAGAGCAGACCAUCCGGGAGCUGCAGGGACAGUUGGCAGCCAGCCACAGGAAGUUGCUGCAGCAAAAGGAAGCCCUGGCCGCCCUGCGCCGAGAGUUUGCAUCCUACAAGUCGACUCACAGCUGCUCCAACGCAAAGCACAGGAAACAGAGGCUCAGCCAGGCGAUGCUCCGUCAGAAGCUCCAGCAGGCAGAAGAGGAGGGUUUGCAGCAGCAGGCGGAGGCCUACCAGGCCCUUGUGCAGGAACUGAAGCUGCAGCUGGCAAGGGAGGCCGAGCAGAACAGCAGCACCUUGAAAGAUCUGGCUCGCCUGGAACUGGCUGUGCAGAGCCUGUGCCAGGAGCCAGCGCCAGAGCAGAGUCGGCAGCUGCAGCACCACGCCUGCCCAGCGCAGGCCCUGCGGGAACAAAGCCACCCUGUGCUGGGUCCACAGAAGGAAUGGGAACCAGACAAGCUCCUUCAAAGGGCUAAUUGCAGCCUCUUCUGGGACCAGGCCCAUCCCUUGAAUGCUGCCUCACGGGAGGCCUCUUGGCCUGGUGGGGCUCCAGUGCUGCAGCCGAGGAGGCCCGAGUGCCCGGAACAGCCCAGGAGGGCGGCACUGGAGGUGGCCCAGGACCAGGCGGUGGAGAGGGACCUGGAGCUUCAGCGCCUUGGGGAUGUUGGCUGCCCGCUGGAGGUUCUCCUUGGAAGAGGCUGCCUAGCUGGAGCAGAGCUGGAGCAGGAAAGCUUCUUGGGAGGAGCCUCUGGCAGAGAACGGCUGAAGGCGCUGAGGGAGAAGCUGAGCAGGUCCAAGCAGCCGCCUUUGCAGGCAGCAUCCAUGCAGGAGUUGGAGAUGCUGCGGCAGCAGUUACAGGAGACCGAGAGGCGAGGGCGGGCCCUGCAGGCCUCCGUGGCGGAGCAGACGGCAGAGCGCCGUUCUCUGCGAGAGCAGCUGACCAAGCAGACGGCUGUUCUGUGGCUGCUGCAGGGACACUUCAGGCAGGCCCGGCUGCAGCUGAAGCACCAGGCAACCGCUAUAGAAUCCUUACGAGUCUCCCUGGAGGCAUCCCACGCCGGCCAUCGCUGGCUGCACCAGGAGAGCGAACUGGUGGUGGCCGAUCUUUGCCAGUGGGUGAAGGAGCAAAAGCAGAUGAAUGAGGAGCUGGGCCGCAAGCUCCGAACGCAGAUCAAGCAAAUUGCCCAGCUGACCGGCGAGAGAGACCUUCUGCAUCAACUAUUAGAGAGGCUGCAAGAGGACAACCGGCGGCUGAAGAACGAAGUCAACGAGAAGCGCGUUGUAUGUGAGCGCAUCAAGGCUCUCCACAACAAUGAUUUGGAGCCACGGGCUGCACUGCAACAACUCUGGCACAUACUCCUGUUGUGAACAAGUGGGCUGCUCCUAUUCCCAUUGCACUCCUCCACUUUUCCAGGGGCCCCAGCCAGAGAAGGCGGCUCAGGAGCAGAGG
This is a messenger RNA of Thamnophis sirtalis, 2050 nucleotides long. Lineage: Eukaryota; Metazoa; Chordata; Lepidosauria; Squamata; Natricidae. The record is from RefSeq and is a predicted model, not a curated record.